CCUCAGACACGCCCCGUUUCCCUCCCUUUGCCUUGUGGGAUAUCUUCUUUCUUUUUAAUAUAUAUAUACAUAUCUACAAAACUGCGUGCUGGGGAGGGGGUUGAACUGUAUUUUUUCUUUGGAGUUCAGCAGUGGGGGGGCAUUCCAGAUUUUUGUUUGUGUGUGGUAUAUAUGUGGAGGAUAUUGUGCUUCAGAUCCGUGUCUGAAUGAAACUACGUUCAUUUUUGAAAUCUCUUGCACAGCGCUAAUCAAAGAGCCUGGAUUUAAAUAUACAUUUCUCUUAUACUUUUCUGAAAUUGUCUUUUUCUCAUUUUCUCUCGUGGGUUUUUCUCUUUCCUGAAGUUCAGCGAGAGAAUUUCUGAGUUUUGACGUAUGUUUGGAAAUGUCAUUCAAACAGGAGCCUUGGAAAUAUUUUUGGAAAUCAUAGUAAUUCAGCGGUAUCUGAAGACCUUCUCUGGUUUCUUUUUCUUUUUUUUGGGGGGGGGGAAUCAUCAAAUAACGGUUGCAAUUAAUCUUUUUAGAGGACUUGUGAUGGUUUGGAUUUAUUUUUAUUUUCCUUUAAGGAAACUUGACAGAAAAGUAAAUUUCUAAUUCAAAUGUAUUUCAUCUCAGAGGAGGGACGGUCUCUGCAAAUACAUUUUAUAAUAAAUAUUGCAUGUGGAAUACAGUAUUGGCUGCAUUUUAAAUCCGGUUUCCAUCGUGUAUCGCAAAUUGAAAAGGAAACACUGGGAAGACGGAAAUACCUUUGAGACCCUGAGGACUCCCCCACACCUCAACCAAUGGAACUGCAUAGAAUAAAACAACUGGAUUAUAUAUAAACACUGGCACUUAUUAUUACUGGCUGCUUUGUUUUUUGGGUGGGGGUUAUAUCAUCUGCUUCUGCAUUCCUUUUUCUCCAUUUCCCUUCUCCUUGUUAUAAAUGAUGGCUCACACUGGGAUAAGAGGUUAUGAUAACAAGGAGAUAGUGCUGAAGUACAUCCAUUACAAGCUGUCACAGAAAGGAUAUGACUGGGUUGCUAGCAGGGACAGAGAAGACCUUUCUCCUCCUACUGUUCCUCAUGACACCUUCCCUGCCCUUGCUGGGCUGGCAUCUCUGCCUUCUGAGCAGCGUGGUUCUGCUGGGAUAGCCCUGGUUGAUGAACCACACCCUGUGCCACAGGUUGUUCAUUCUACUUUACGCCAAGCUGGAGAUGAGUUUUCACGGCGCUAUCGGAGGGACUUUGCUGAGAUGUCAGAACAGCUGCACUUGACCCCAGUCACUGCCAGAGCUCGUUUUGUGGCAGUCAUCGAAGAGCUAUUCCGAGAUGGGGUAAAUUGGGGAAGGAUUGUGGCAUUCUUUGAAUUUGGUGGCAUGAUGUGUGUGGAGAGUGUUGGUCAGGAGAUGUCGCCUCUUGUGGACAAUAUCACUGUGUGGAUGACUGAGUACCUGAACAGGCACCUGCACAACUGGAUCCAGGACAAUGGAGGUUGGGAAAUUUGCUUAUUCUGGACGUAGUGCGAUAACCACUUACCAGAGACUUGCCGGGUGUCUGAUAGAAGAGGGACCCACACUGCAUCAUCCUUUUGCCAGUUCACCAAACUUUGAAUUAACAUCAGUUGUGUUGCCAAGGUAGAUGUUAAAAGUAACAGUAUCAGUAGUGAUAGUUGCCAUAAAUCUUUCUGGUCUGCUGAUGACUGUUUUGCGCCUUGCUGUUUCUCAAGUUACAGUGAGAACUCCCCAUCUUGUUUCAAUCAAGCUUUAAUCACUGAUGUCAUUCAUAGGUUGUGUGAAAUUUGCUGGUAAAAUGAGGUCACAUUUAAAGCAUGAGAGAGGAAAACUAAUGAUGGGGUAGCUAAUUCACGUCAUGUGUGGCCUGUUUCUUGAAUGUGCCUGAAGAAGCAAAGGAAAAAGGCUACUAAAACUGCAUUAUUAUUACUAUAUAACACAAUAGUAUCCUGAUUAUCCUAACCUUGUUGUGUGUUUUUAAGACCCCUACCUGCAUAAAUGUGUGUGUGUCCCAUAACCCAUGUAGAUACACUUCCUUGGUUUCUGAAAUAGUAUAUAUGUUUGGGAUGCUUCUUGUCCCGUUUAGAUAACUAAAGUUCUGCAUGGAUGUCUUCAUACAGAGCACAAUCAUGGUACACUGAUGAAGUCUGUAUUGAUAGAUAAAGUUUUUACAAGGAAAGGAAGCAUUUAUAUAACAUAGAGAGAGAGAGAAGCACCAGAGAUAUAUGACACAAGUUUUUAAUUUCUUUUCUUUAAAAAAAAGAUUUGCUAGAGUUCUUUGAAGGGAAGAGAAGAAAUUAACUCCUUUUAGGAAAUCUGCGCAUAUGGUUUUUGUGACCAGUUCUUGGAAAGUGUAAACCUUUUGUUGUGAUACAUUGUAGUUCUAAGAAAAAUUGAAUUCUAUAUAUACAAGUCAGUGAUGACAGAGAAAGUGGAAGUGGACUGUUCAGGAAGGAUGGUGUAAGAAGAUAACAUGUUACAGUUUCACCUGUCUUUCACAAUGUACCUUAAUCCUUUUCUGUCCCUGCAGUUUCUUUAUUAACUGGAACGUCCCACAUUUUUGCUAUUUUAUAUUAAAUCAGUGACUCCCAGCUGCGGAGUUGAAUUCACUAGUGAAGUGUCUGUAUGAUGAAAACAAUUAUCUUGUAGACAAAGGAAGACUAGAAACACAGGGGGGAAAGAAAGGAUAAAUUUUAAAGAGUGAGACCGAAAGGUGGCCUUAUUUUGGUAAUGAUCUUCUCCUUCAUAAAAACUCAGGGAAUAUCCUUAAGAAGACCCAUGUUAAUACUACAUACUCCCAAUUUCUCUUGUUGAGAUACAAAUGUA
Messenger RNA from Rhineura floridana, 2812 nucleotides. It is a transcript of the gene BCL2, whose product is annotated as BCL2 apoptosis regulator. Lineage: Eukaryota; Metazoa; Chordata; Lepidosauria; Squamata; Rhineuridae. The record is from RefSeq and is a predicted model, not a curated record. Gene Ontology annotation, biological process: extrinsic apoptotic signaling pathway in absence of ligand; intrinsic apoptotic signaling pathway in response to DNA damage; negative regulation of intrinsic apoptotic signaling pathway. Gene Ontology annotation, molecular function: protein homodimerization activity; protein heterodimerization activity. The transcript has 3 exons. The coding region runs from base 920 to 1495 and encodes 191 amino acids. Gene Ontology annotation, cellular component: mitochondrial outer membrane.